CUUAUGAUGUUUUACACCUUGAUUACAUGUCUUAUUUGCAGGCAAUCCUUCACAAUGCAUUUACUGCAGCUUAUGACUUCGUGGGCUGUUGUUUGUGAUGUGUGGUACUUGGAACCUCAAAGUCUAAAGCCUGGAGAGACGGCCAUUGAAUUUGCAGAGAGGGUCAGGGACAUUAUUUCAGUUCGAGCAGGUCUCAAAAAGGUUCCUUGGGAUGGAUAUUUGAAGUACUCUCGCCCUAGCCCCAAGCAUAGGGAGAGCAAGCAACAAAACUUUGCAGAGUCAGUGCUGCGGCGCCUUGAGGAAAAAUAAAAUAUAGAUUUCUUCUCUUUUCCUUUUUUCUUUGAACUUACAAGUAGCCCCUCUAGCUAUUAAAGUAGAAGCUUACUGCUGUGUUUUUUCAAAUUUUUUUUAUUAUUAUAUUUUUUUAAGGGAGGUGCAAGCUUUACUGCAAUACUUCAAGUUCCUUUCUAGUUGAAUAAAUAUUUGUUUGAGGUGUUGCUUAGUGAUUUACAACUUUGAAACACUUCUUUCAAUACAAUAAGUUGCUUUCCUCAAGUUCAUUGAAACGCACGGUGGAUGUAGCAAGCUUGGUCUGGCUGGUGUCGGUCAAGCUUGAUAUGUUUGUACUUCUAUUGGCAGAAAUAUGUUUUGAAAGUGCAGUAGUUUUGGUGAUGUCAAAAAUAUGAGUAAUGUCUCCAAAAUAUUUGGGUAAGUAAAUUCAAUUUGAAACAAAUGAAUGACAUGCCUCCAAAACAUGGAGAAUUAUUUGAGUU
Molecule: messenger RNA, 773 nt
Organism: Camellia sinensis
Lineage: Eukaryota; Viridiplantae; Streptophyta; Magnoliopsida; Ericales; Theaceae
Source: RefSeq, a predicted model, not a curated record